Messenger RNA from Pneumocystis jirovecii RU7, 2292 nucleotides. RefSeq lists its product as uncharacterized. The transcript has 6 exons. Gene Ontology annotation, molecular function: ATP hydrolysis activity; ATP binding. The coding region runs from base 1 to 2292 and encodes 763 amino acids. Lineage: Eukaryota; Fungi; Ascomycota; Pneumocystomycetes; Pneumocystales; Pneumocystaceae. The record is from RefSeq and is a predicted model, not a curated record.
AUGGGAAAAAACAAAGAAAAGCAAGAUCAUACUGAAGUAAAGCAUACAAUGAAAAAAACAAAUCCAAAGCUAGAUAACAUAGAAAAAGGAAACAGCGUAAUACCAUCUCAUCACAAAGAAAAGAAAACAAACUCCAAAGGAAAUAAAAAGAUAUAUAAUUUUGAUUCCGAUAAAGAUGAUAAAUAUGACAUUGAUUUAGAAUCAUUUCAAGACAUAAACAAUCAUUUGGAAUAUUUAGAGUAUCAAAAAAAAAAUCAAACACUAAAAUAUAAUACACUUGAUUUAUUCAGUGAUGAGUUUAAUAAAAAAGAUGAAAAAAACAACACAAAUGUUUCAAAAUUAAUAUCUCAAAAAAAUACAAAUUCAACAGAAAAUUCUAUAGCUCAAAAUGAACAAUCAGAACAAAAAGUGACCAUAAAAGAAAAAAAAAAUAAAGAAUCAAAUGAGAAAAAAAAAAAAAAAGAAAAUAAAUUAGAAGCCAAAGAAAAAAUCAUCAAAGCAAGAAUAAUAGAAAAUAAAUUGAAUGAAGAAAAUAACGAGAUUCUCCCAAUUUAUUCAUAUGCAUCAGGGUCUUUAACAAAUAAGGAAAACACUCAUAUAAGAGAAGCAAUAGCAGUUACAGGAAAUUUAGUAUCUCCAUUAAAUUCAAAAAAUUUUCAGGUUGAUAAAGUGACAAUACAAGCAUAUGGAAAAUUACUUAUAAAAGAAAGCGAAAUAAAUUUAAUCAAUGGUAGAAGAUAUGGAUUAAUUGCACCUAAUGGCAGUGGAAAAUCUACACUUAUGCAUGCAAUUGCAUCUAAUCUUAUUCCAAGACCACAAACUCUUGAUGUUUACUUACUAGAUAGAGAAUAUACACCUACGGAAAUGACAUCAAUAGACGCUUUACUAGAUAUUAAUAAGCAUGAAACUAGGUGUUUAGAAGAAGAGUUAAUAGAGCUUUUAGAUGAUCCUGAUAAAAAUUCUAUAAGAAUAAACUCUAUUGAACAAAGAAUGGCUGAAUUAGAAAUAGGAAUGUGUGAGCAUAAAGCUAGAAAUAUUUUAGAAGGGCUUGGAUUUAAUAAAGAAAUGAUGCAACAAAAAACUUGCAAUUUAAGUGGUGGAUGGAGAAUGAGAAUAUCUUUAGCACGGAUAUUAUUCGUUAAACCAACUUUGAUUUUGCUUGAUGAACCAACUAAUCAUCUUGAUUUUGAAGCUAUUGCAUGGUUAGAAGACUACCUUGUCCAUGAAUUAGAUGGUCAUACUCUCCUAAUAACAUCACAUUCCCAAGAUACAUUAAAUGAAAUUUGUACAGAUAUAAUACACCUUUAUAACGGCCGUCUAGACUAUUAUUCAGGAAACUAUGAUACAUUCAAAAAAAUAAGAAAAGAAAAAGAUAUACAAAUUAUGAAAAAAACAAAAACAAAGGAAAAUAAGAUGGAAGUUUUACAAAAAAAAUUAAAUAUGACAGGAAGUAAACAACAACAACAAGCAAAAAGCAAGCUUGUUGCACUAGAAAAAAAAAUAGAGAAAGACAAAGAAAAAAAUAAAAUAUUAAAUGAAGAUAUUAUCAAAGAAAAAGAAUUAAUUCUCAAAUUUGAAAAUUGUAAUGGAGGAAUACCAUCACCUGCUAUAAAAUUUAGAGAUGUUUCAUUCGGGUUUCCAGAUAAACCUCUUCUUUUUAGAGAUCUUAAUUUUGGAAUUAACCUUAACUCUAAAAUUGCUUUAGUCGGUCCCAAUGGUGCAGGAAAAACGACAUUGAUUCGCCUUUUAAUGGGAAAUCUUCAAGCUAUAUCAGGUGAUAUAACCCGUCAUCACCAUUUACGUAUUGCUCAUUUUCAUCAACAUAUGAACGAUCAACUAAAUUUAGACAUUUCAGCAGUACAAUGGUUACAUGAAAUAUCACCAGAACGUUCAGAAAGUGCUAUGAGAGGUUUUUUAGGGAAAUAUGGGCUUACGGGGAAAAGCCAGGUUGUACCUAUGAAACAGUUAAGUGACGGGCAACGAAGAAGAGUUUUAUUUGCAUUUUUAGGAUUAAAGAAUCCUCAUAUAAUAAUGUUUGAUGAACCUACAAAUGCACUAGAUAUUAAUACGAUAGAUGCUCUCUGUAUGGCUAUCAAUAAUUUCGAUGGAGGUGCUGUUAUAAUUUCACACGAUUUUAUGUUAAUUAAUAAAGUAGCCACUGAAAUAUGGGUCAUAGAAAAUGGUAAAAUUCAUGUAUGGGAUGGAAGUAUAAAAGAGUAUAAAGAGAAACUAAAAAAGAAAUUCCAAGAAAAAAGAGAAAAAGAAACCAAACCAUUUAUUUUGAAAAACUAA